Solea senegalensis (Senegalese sole) is the source of this 1292-nucleotide messenger RNA. RefSeq names its product microtubule-associated protein tau-like. Gene Ontology annotation, cellular component: neuron projection. Bases 59 to 850 code for a protein of 263 amino acids. The transcript is spliced from 10 exons. Lineage: Eukaryota; Metazoa; Chordata; Actinopteri; Pleuronectiformes; Soleidae. Gene Ontology annotation, biological process: neuron projection development; microtubule cytoskeleton organization. The record is from RefSeq and is a predicted model, not a curated record. Gene Ontology annotation, molecular function: microtubule binding.
UCCCCUCCCCUCACUGAGACAGGCAGCAGGGUGGAGCAGCAGACGGACGGACGGACGGAUGGCAACCACAGCUGAGCGUGGAGGACUGAUGAUGGAUGGAGACUCUGCCCACGGACACCUGGGACAACAGGUGAUGGGAGAAAAAUCGAACGUGAGGGAAAAUGAAGAAGAAGAAGAAGAAGAAGAAGAUCGAAUGAAGGCCUCCAGGACAGCAGGGGGGGCUAGAGCAGCCAGGAUGAUCUCAGCCAGGAGUACAGAGUCAGUAGAGGGCGUCAGUAGUCCAGGAAGUCGUCCAUCAACUCCAAACAGAGACGUGAAGAAGGUGGCACUGGUGCGGACUCCUCCAAGAUCUCCUGGUGCUGCUCGUGGACGGAUGUCCCCACUCCCCGCCCACCCCAUGCCUGACUUCAGCAACGUGAGGUCAAAGGUCGGUUCCACAGAAAACCUGAAACACACACCUGGAGGAGGCAAGGUUCAGAUCAUGAACAAAAAGAUGGACGUCACUAAUGUGGCAUCAAAGUGUGGCUCUAAAAUCAAUAUUCAUCACAAACCAGGUGGAGGGAAGGUGGAGAUCAGAUCAGAGAAGGUGGAUUUCUCCACAAUUCAGUCCAAAGUCGGUUCUCUGGAGAACGUGACGCACACACCAGGAGGAGGAAGGAAGAAGAUUGAAAGUCAUAAACUGACCUUCAAAGAUGAGGCCAAAGCUCGGACUGACCACGGUGCUGACAUCAUCAUCCAGGCUGACUCCACCCCUCAUCACCCUGGCAACACCUCCUCCCCUGGAAGCCUCAUCGCUGCAGAAGCUCCGCCCCUCGACUAUCUGGCCAAUGACGUGUCUCAAGGCCUGUAACUGGCCCCGUCCCCUGCCGUUACCAAGGAAACGGCACGAUCAAAGAAAAGCUUGUGGUCAUCUUUACAGAACUAAGAGAACCGUUAGCCUAGCUUAGCAUUAAUACUGAAAACAGAUUAAAACUUUAGGCUGAGCUUAAAUGAUCUUAACUGUUUGAACUAAGCUAACUGAGUUGAACUGACCUGGUUCUGUACAUGGUCGCUGUAAACUAAUCUAAUAAACUAAACUAAAUUAUCUUAACUAAACUUAACUGAGCUUAAUGUACUUAACUGAGUUUAACUAAUACUGAUUAUUACUCAUUAUUUAGACCAUUCAGAAUGCUAAGCUAGGCUAAACCUCAAAGGCUAAUAAGAGUUUGAAAAUACCCAGAAUGCAGUUUGAUACCAGAUGCCUGUCCACUGUUGAUGUGCUUUGUACCAAUAAAGUUUCUUUUUGAUCCAAA